Molecule: messenger RNA, 930 nt
Organism: Chondrus crispus (carragheen)
Lineage: Eukaryota; Rhodophyta; Florideophyceae; Gigartinales; Gigartinaceae
Exons: 1
Coding region: 1-930 (309 amino acids)
Biological process (GO): pyridoxal 5'-phosphate salvage
Cellular component (GO): cytosol
Molecular function (GO): pyridoxal kinase activity
Source: RefSeq, a predicted model, not a curated record
AUGUGUUUAGCUGACGCGUCAAAUUCGCUUGCUCGGGUCCUGUCAAUUCAGAGUCAUGUGGUCUCUGGAUAUGUUGGCAAUAAAGCAGCAGUCUUUCCACUACAGCUGCUCGGAUAUGACGUGGACGUCUUGCCGUCGGUGACACUUGCCAACCACACAGGAUAUGCGAAAGGGGCUGCUGGACCUCGGCACACUGCUGAAGAGGUCGCAAUUUGGCUGGAAGGGUUAAGAGUGAACAAUCUUCUCGCUGAUGUCACUCAUCUUCUGACUGGUUAUAUCGGAACUCCUGGUGCUUUAACUGCGGUUGUCGACGCUGUUCAAUUGCUUCGAAAGGAAGCAACAGACAAAUUGGUCUUCUUGUGUGACCCCGUACUGGGCGAUGACGGAAAACUAUACGUUCAUGAAAAUGUCGUCAAGGUGUAUGUUGAUCAAGUACUCCCUCUGGCAACCAUACUUACACCAAACGCUUUUGAACUGGGCGUCCUCACUGGACGGAAGAUUGAAACACGGAAGGAGGCAUUCGCUGCGAGUGACUAUAUGCACGACAAGUACUCCAUCCCGACUAUAAUUGUCACCGGAACACGGUUUGACAGCAACUCAGGCAGAGUCGCAGUUCUCGUCUCCUCAUGGGGAAACGGCGAGGAUUCAACGCGUUUCGCUUUAACAGCGGAGUUUAUUGACGGCUCUUUCACCGGUACAGGAGAUCUUUUAGCGGCCCUCUUGCUUGCCUGGACAUCUCGAUUACCCGGAGAUCUGGUAGCAGCGUGUCGCAAUGCCAUGGCAUCCGUCACAGCUGUGUUGAAGAGAACGGUUGCGACACCGAGAGGUAAAGGCUUGACAGAAAAACCGGAAUUGAAACUUAUACAGAGUCAGCGAGAGAUUUUGAAGCCACCUGUUGAACUGGUAAAAGUGGAAAUGAUCUCGACCUAG